Molecule: messenger RNA, 1755 nt
Organism: Chanos chanos (milkfish)
Lineage: Eukaryota; Metazoa; Chordata; Actinopteri; Gonorynchiformes; Chanidae
Gene: hnrnpl
Product: heterogeneous nuclear ribonucleoprotein L
Exons: 14
Coding region: 1-1575 (524 amino acids)
Biological process (GO): mRNA processing
Cellular component (GO): nucleus
Molecular function (GO): RNA binding
Source: RefSeq, a predicted model, not a curated record
AUGGCUGCCGCAGCGGGUCGCUAUUAUAGCGAGGGAGGCAGAGCAACUAAAAGACAGAAAACUGAAAACAGCGGCGGAAUGGCCACGGAAGGUUAUGACGACCCUCAUAAAACCUUGCCCUCUGUGGUGGUCCAUGUGAGAGGUCUAGUGGAUGGUGUUACUGAAGCAGAUCUGGUGGAGGCACUGCAGGAGUUUGGCACAAUCAGUUACGUGGUGGUGAUGCCCAAGAAGCGUCAAGCGUUGGUGGAAUAUGAGGACAUGAGCGGUUCGUGUAACGCUGUUACGUACGCCAAUGAUAACCAGGUCUACAUUGCUGGCCACCCAGCCUUCAUCAACUAUUCCACCAGCCAAAAGAUCUCUCGCCCCGGAGACCAGGACGACACUCGCAGUGUCAACAAUGUGCUGCUCUUCACCAUCAUGAACCCCAUCUACCCCAUCACCACGGAUGUGUUGUAUACCAUCUGUAAUAACUGCGGUCCUGUGCAGAGGAUUGUCAUCUUCAGGAAGAAUGGCGUGCAGGCCAUGGUUGAAUUUGACUCGGUCCAGAGCGCUCAGAGGGCCAAAGCGUCCCUUAAUGGGGCGGACAUCUACUCCGGUUGCUGUACCCUCAAAAUUGAGUACGCCAAGCCAACUCGCCUCAAUGUCUUUAAGAAUGACCAGGACACCUGGGAUUACACCAACCCCAACCUUAGCGCCCAAGGUGACCCCAAUGCCAAUCCAAACAAGCGCCAGAGGCAGCCUGCUCUCCUGGGAGACCACCCACCAGAGUAUGGCGGCCCACAGAGUGGCUACGGUCACUAUGACGACACCUAUGGCCCCCCGCCGCCACCACCCCAUUAUGAGGGCAGGCGCAUGGGUCCGCCAAUGGGGAGAGGACGGGGGGGCCCACGAUAUGGAGGUCCGCAGUAUGGCCCCCCUCCCCCGGACUACAGCCCCCAUGCCGAUUCCCCUGUGAUUAUGGUCUAUGGCCUGGAACCAACCAAGAUCAACGCUGACCGCGUGUUUAACAUCUUCUGUCUCUAUGGCAACGUGGAAAGGGUGAAGUUUAUGAAGAGUAAACCUGGGGCAGCGAUGGUGGAGAUGGGAGACUGUUACGCUGUGGACCGAGCCAUCUCACAUCUCAACAAUAACUUCCUCUUCGGACAGAAACUCAACGUCUGUGUGUCUAAGCAGCAGGCCAUCAUGCCUGGUCAGUCAUACGAGCUGGAAGAUGGCACUAGCAGCUUCAAGGAUUUCCAUGGCUGCAGGAACAACCGCUUCACAACGCCAGAGCAGGCCGCCAAGAACCGCAUCCAGCACCCCAGCAAUGUCCUGCACUUUUUCAAUGGCCAGCCGGACAGCUCUGUCGAAAUCUUCAGCCAGAUUUGUGACGAAUUGGGUGUGAAGAGACCCACCAACAUCAAACUCUUCACUGGAAAGAGUGAACGCAGUGCAUCCGGUUUGUUGGAGUGGGAGUCCGUCAAUGACGCCAUGGAGGCCCUCGCCAUGAUGAAUCACUACCAGAUGAAGAAUCCCAGUGGUCCAUACCCAUACACACUGAAACUGUGUUUCUCCACAGCGCAGCAUGCUAACUAAACCCUUAUCGACCCACUCACUCCCCCUCCUCACCCCACUUCCCCCCACACGGUACGUCCACUUGUUGUGGUGCAAGGACACUAAAGAUGACCUUUUAUGUUGACCUCAGUCAAAUCGGCCCAGUGGUUGGGAGGCGGGGUUUUUGUACCAGUGUAGUGUUGAAUUUUCCGUUUUUUUUUU